GUUCUGUCCCGGUUCUGUCCCGGUUCUGUCCCGGUCCGGUCCCGGUGCCGUGGGGAUGCGGGCGUGGCCGCGGUGCCCGCUGGUCGAGGACAGCUUCAGCCGCCUGCGCUCCCAGAGCAACGUCUACGGGCUGGCCGGUCCCGGUCCCGGUCCCGGGGCGCUGCUGGCGGCGGCGCUGAAGGGGAAGGUGUCGCUGUUCCGGUACCGGCAGCUGCGGCCGCGCCUGCGCCCCACGGCCCGGGAGCUGCAGUUCACCUACAUCCCCGUGGACGCCGAGAUCGUUUCCAUCGAUUCCUUCCCCAAAUCCCCGCCCCAGCGCGGCCUCGUGGUGGGCAUCACCNNNNCCCAGGACUCGGGGGACAAGCCCAGCCCCUUCCUCAACAUCUACUGCGACUACGAGCCCGGCUGCGAGUUCGACCUCGACUCCGUGGCCCAGAGCUGCCUGAACCUGGAGCUUCGCUUCACCCCCUUCCAGCUGUGCCACGCCCAGGUCCGCGUGGGGGAGCACCUGGAGACCGUUUUCCUGCUGAGUGGGAAUGACCCGGCCAUCCACCUGUACAGAGAGAACCCCGGCUCGCACCAGUUUGAGGAGCAGCCGAUCCAGCUGCUCUUCCCGGAGCUGCAGGACGUUCCCAGCACGGUGCUGUGGCUGGACGUGCGCCCCGUGCCCGGCUCGGGCCAUCGUCUCUCGGCGCUCGGCUGCCAGAGCGGAUUCGUGCGGGCGGCGCGCGUGCACGAGGCCUCGCGCGCGGUGCUGCAGAGCUGGAGCGUGCAGCAGGACGGGCCCGUCUCGGCCGUGCUGCUCUUCCCGCUGCCCCCGGCCGGCCACGAGGACCCCGAGGACUCCUGGAACCUCCUGGUGAGCAGCGCCCUGGAGGCGGCCGUGGUUUAUCGGUGCCUGCUCCGGCGCGGGCUCUCGGCGCCGCUGGCGCUGCCCGGCAGCCGCGGCUCCGACGCCGUCGUUUGCGCCAAAGUCGCCGACGUCGACUUCGACGGCGCCGCCGAAAUCCUGCUGGGCACCUACGGCCAGGAGCUGCUGUGUUACAAAUAUUUUGGGGCCGAUUCCGGGGAUUUUGGGCAAUUUGUGCCGCUGUGGGCGCGGCGCUUCCCCUCCCCCCUGCUGGCGCUGGAGCCGCUGGACCUGACGGGGGAUGGGCUGCAGGAGCUCGCCGUCGUCUGCCUGGGGGGGCUGCACGUGCUCCAGCACAGCCUGGAGCCGACGGCGCGGCUGCUCCGGGAGCGGCUGCGGAGGGAGGUGCAGCAAAAACGGGGCAAAAAACCGGAAAAACGGGAAAAAACGCCGGAAAAACGGGAAAAAACGCUGGAAAAACGGGAAAAAACGCCGGAAAAACGGGAAAAAAAUCCAGAAAAACGAGAAAAAACCUUUAACGCGGCGGCGGCGGGAGCGGACCCGGGGGGGAACAGGUAG
Messenger RNA from Lonchura striata (white-rumped munia), 1429 nucleotides. NCBI's taxonomy places the organism in Eukaryota, Metazoa, Chordata, Aves, Passeriformes, Estrildidae. The record is from RefSeq and is a predicted model, not a curated record.